Anopheles cruzii is the source of this 770-nucleotide messenger RNA. Its product is annotated as DNA-binding protein RFXANK. The transcript is spliced from 3 exons. NCBI's taxonomy places the organism in Eukaryota, Metazoa, Arthropoda, Insecta, Diptera, Culicidae. The record is from RefSeq and is a predicted model, not a curated record. The coding region runs from base 1 to 648 and encodes 215 amino acids. Gene Ontology annotation, molecular function: protein binding.
AUGAGCUCGUCACCAAACUCGGAUGAAGAACCGGAUCGAAAAAAUGAUUUCAACCCGCUACUGGCGAGCGGUAAACGGAAAAGUGCAUUUCUACCGUACAAACCAUCGAACACGGUUCUGACAAAUCUGCAACGGGGAAACACGGAGGCCAGCAUCCCCAGUGAAAUUUGUCUCAAUUUUCACGAAAAAACUGGCCAGGGUGAGAUUACGGAGGAACAAGUGCGUGCUGAGCCAUCGGUUGAUGCGGUCGAUUCCAACAACUACACUCCGUUGCAUUGGGCGUGCUACUACGGCCAACUGGCAGCUGUAACUAUUCUACUAAAGUGCGGUGCGGAUCCAAAUAAGCAAGCUAACGAUAUGAUAACCCCUUUGGUUAUUUCCGGUGCCGGUGGACACAAUGAUAUCGUGCGGCUUCUUCUGGAGAGGGGAGCCUCCAUCAACCAUAUGGAUAUUGUUGGGAAUACUGCGCUCAUGUAUGCGGCGGCCGGAAACCAUCCGCACACGUGCAACGAGCUGUUGAAUGGUGGAGCGAGUUUUACCGAUACGAAUGAAGACGGAGAAUCAGCUUACUCGUUGGCGGUGAAAAAUGGUGCCAAUUUAGCGCAAGCAGUACUAGAAAACCACAUAACCGCCUUGCUAAUGACCUAGAGCUGGGCCGACAGAGUAGUAAAUGCCGGAGGCAACACGAACGCGAACAAAAUAUGUGAUAUAGACGACGACAUUUUGGUUUGCUUUUUUAAGUAAGAAUGCUUGAAUAAAUAGCAUUAAAA